GAAUAUAGUUUUGAAGAGAAUUUUAGUAAAAUCCUAAUUUCUCACGAAAUAAUCUCAGUCCUUCGCAAGGACUCAGUACAUUCGGUAUUUGUCUGAGCAGGGGAAAAUAUUUUUCUCUAAUGUUCGGCAAACAUCGGUCGAAGCGGCUCGCGUUGCCAUAUAUGGGCAUGUCGAAUCGUCGUUCGAGCAACUCGGGCGAAUAACGAGAUAGUUUGGAAGACCAAAUGAAGAAAAUACUGCGGCAAAAACCGAAUCAGUUGUCUCACGAUUCUAGUCGAAGAAAGUCUUCUUCUCUAGCUCGUAAUUUUCUCUUUGUUCGGUUCACCUCACGAGUGCCGUGUAACCGAGUCUCGUUCGAACGACCAUUCGACGCCUGGUUUUAUUAAAUCGGGUUCUCUGCGUUAACCACUAUUAAACUGAGACGACAAAUACAGAUUCAAUUUCACUGAAUCGCAACCUUUACUUUCUUUGGUGUGUUGUGUCUAAUCCUGCCGUCAAAUCCUUAUCGAAGACUUCCGAGUCUCGAGUGCACGAUUCUCGCGCUCAGCGCUGGGCGUCGUCAGUGAAUCUCGAACAGUUAUAUUCAAGAUGUAAGAUGUAUUCUAAAUAUAUUACCAUCUUUCUAUAUAUAAAUAUUGUCGAGUAUAAAACUAUAUUUUAUAAAAUAAAAAUCAAAAACAGUUGAACGUUAUUACACCUUUACCUUGACAAAACCCAGUGAGAUCUAUCGAAAUAUGAUUUUAUUAUUUUACUUUGCGACAUAGAUGAGUUAUUGUUUGAAAUUGCCUUCAUUUUAUUGGUUUUUGCUACUGAUUGCCCAAGGAGGAAUUGCAAUCGCAGAAGUAAUUGCAGCUGCAGCCCUGAGCCGCUAGUGUGGUAGGGCUUGCUCUUUUUGCACCCUUCACCAUUGCACAGGCGAACAUUCGAAUCCCGCCGAUGGCAGGCUUCGUUUUUUUUGUUACAAUUAAUCUAGAAGAUAUAAUACAUCGACAUCGUUGACAUACUCCGUCCAGUACUGUUGGAGGGUGGACACUUAUUAACUUGCACUCUCGUUAUACACUUUUAGAUAUAUAUUUGAAUACAAACUUGCAAAUUAAAUACAAAAUAUAUGUGCGCUUAUGUAACACGCGACUCGCUAAAAGGGCUGGUAAGGCGUCAUGUGUAUAAAAGAAAAGUAGUGCCAACGCUCAAUGUAUCCUUGCGCCUGAUACUCAACGAUCGCUACCCUGCUUUAUCAAUAAACUAUAUAGAUACAUGGGCAAUACUCUCAAGUACUAUAUGUCGAUGAUAUAUAAUAAAUACUUUUUUCCUUACUAUAAAAUUUUUGUUAUAUUCUGUGUUUUUUUGUUAUAGUCCGCUUUUCUGUGUACAAUUAAAGAAAUUUCAGGCUGUUUGAAUGUAAAACAAAAUAAAAAAACAAAAAACACAGUUUUACAGUCAUCUGGGGGUCUAUUACGUAUCUCUAACGUGAGUGAACAUGCAAAAAGUGAACAAAUUUACUAGCAUAUUUAUAAUUUGAUUGGUCAACACCUAGUGAAUUUGCUCACUUUUCCCAUUUUCACUCACAUAGAGAUACGUAAUAGACUCCCUGAUUAUAUUUUCCACAAAGUAUAAAUGUUAUGUUGUUUCACGGACUUUAUACGUCCCUGAAAAGUUAGCCAAUCACUGCAGUGAUGCCAAAUUCUGGGUACAGUACCAUGGAGGGGAUAAUAGUGCAGAUGAUUCUCGUAAAGCACACAAGCUCUGCUCAUUUUAUCCCGAGCACUCACUCUGCUAAGUAGUGUUUCAUCCGAUUUCAAAUACUUGAGCGACAAACCGAUUCAAUUAGUUCUACAACGAAACAUAUAGAAAGUUUGUACAAGUAUCAUAUAAUAUAUUCAUUUAUAUUGCUUUUCAUAUAUUGUUUUCCAUAAUGAUUACGAUAACGGACCUACCCGAAGAAAUGGUACAGACAAUUCUGAACUGUAACAUUAUCAGUUUCCAAGAUAUUGUAAAUUUCUUCUCCACGUGCAAGCAUUUCUAUCAAAUGAUCAACGACGAAAAUACAUUCUGGCGACGGAAAUUUUAUAAAAGGUAUUAUCUAUUUUUUUGUAUUAUAUUUUCUUAUUUUUCUUUUCUUCUUUUCUUCUAUUUUCUCUUUUGUCCUCAUUUAAAAUAUUGGCCUGGUUUGAAAAACAUUUGUAAAGAAGAGGAGCACAAAGAAUAUCUAGACUUUAAGGAAGUAGUAAGAGCACAAUUAAACUGUAGAAAAGAAUUGCGCCUUUUUUUAACGAAACUGAGCGAAAAGCAUUAUUAUUGCUUUUAUGAAUCUUUGUUGAGUGAAGAUAUUACUUGGCGCAUGUGGUUGGACGAGUAUCGUUAUCGGAGCCACUCGAAAAAAGUAUUUGUCGAGGAGAAAGAGCUUGAUGCAUUAAUGCAUUCUAAUAAAGUGACACAUCACUUAUAUUAUUAUUUACUUAUGGAUGAGUUAAGAAGUUUAUAUAAACGAUCACAGAGUGAACAUAGGACUGAUCUCACAUAUAUUUAUUAUGGAAAAGAGCUUCUGCCACAUGUGAGGCAUUAUUAUCUAAAACCCAUGUGGCAUGAAUUUAUGAAUCGUCCUAUUAAGCAGCAGAUAUUGGAAGAGGCGGCAACUCUUGUUGCACAAUGGUUCCAACCGGAGCAACAUAUCUCUUACUCGUAUGUAACAACGGAGCUGGAGAAUAUUGCACAACAAGUGAUGGAGCGUCUUGAAGUUGUGAAUCCUCAGCAUCAAAUAUUCUCGGUAUCUUGUGAACAGAUCUCGUCUUGGAAAUCCAAUAAUAUCGAUAAAGAUGAAUGGAACAAGAGUGAUGCAAGAGAGAUUUUAUAUAUUCUUUCCGAGAUAUUAUUCCAGAAACAAAAGUUCCAAGGAAUUAGAACUUUUGGGAAUACAGAUUUCCUUCAAAACUACUUAUGUAUAAAUUACGUAAGUUAUAGCUUAUAAUACAUUAGAAUCAGAUUAUGUAUAGCUUCAUAUUAUUUUUUAAACGUUAAUAUCUUUGUCUCUUAAAUUGCGACAGGUUUUAAAAGAAAAGUGUGGUUAUAUUGUUCUAUU
Ooceraea biroi (clonal raider ant) is the source of this 3076-nucleotide messenger RNA. RefSeq lists its product as uncharacterized. Gene Ontology annotation, molecular function: protein binding. The record is from RefSeq and is a predicted model, not a curated record. NCBI's taxonomy places the organism in Eukaryota, Metazoa, Arthropoda, Insecta, Hymenoptera, Formicidae.